This is a messenger RNA of Cucurbita pepo subsp. pepo (vegetable marrow), 995 nucleotides long. Its product is annotated as bidirectional sugar transporter SWEET4. Gene Ontology annotation, biological process: carbohydrate transport. The record is from RefSeq and is a predicted model, not a curated record. Gene Ontology annotation, cellular component: membrane. Gene Ontology annotation, molecular function: sugar transmembrane transporter activity. Lineage: Eukaryota; Viridiplantae; Streptophyta; Magnoliopsida; Cucurbitales; Cucurbitaceae.
UCUCGUUUCCACUCCCACGCACAACACUUCUUCAUCUUAUUUUCUCUUUCCUUCGCCAUGGUUUCUCCAGAUGCCAUUCGCACCGUUCUUGGAAUCUUUGGAAAUGUCAUCUCCCUGUUCUUGUUCCUCUCCCCAGUGCCGACCUUUAUCCAAAUAUGGAAGAAGGGAUCGGUGGAGCAGUACUCGCCGAUGCCGUAUCUAGCCACGUUAAUAAACUGCAUGAUGUGGACGCUGUACGGCCUGCCUAUGGUGCACCCGGGAAGCCUACUCGUCGUGACAAUCAACGGCUCCGGUACUGUCAUCGAGCUUGUCUACGUCAUCAUCUUCUUGGUUUACUCCGACGGCAAGAAGAAGCGGGUGAAAGUGCUUCUGGUGUUGCUAGUUGAGGUCAUCUUCGUGGCGGUUCUGACCCUUCUUGUCCUCACCUUGGCUCAUUCCUUCCACCGCCGUUCCGCCAUUGUCGGCACCGUUUGUAUUGUCUUUAACAUCAUGAUGUAUGCGUCGCCACUCACUGUCAUGAAACUGGUAAUUAAGACAAAAAGCGUGGAAUAUAUGCCGUUUUUUCUCUCCUUUGCAUCGUUAGCCAACGGCGUCGUUUGGACUGCUUACGCUUGUAUCCGUUUCGAUCCGUUCAUCACGAUUCCGAACGGCCUCGGGACGUUGUCGGCACUUGUUCAGCUCAUUCUCUACGCCACCUUUUAUAAAUCCACUCAGCGCCAAAUCGCGGAAAGAAAAGGCCAAAUCCAUCUCUCUGAAGUCGUCGUUAACUGUAGCUACCCACCGGACAAAGCCGCCGGUGGUGUGGCGGGCACUGCUCCUGUUUCAGACACGACGGCGCCACCCCACAAGACUUGACCGGCGGUGGGCGGCGAGAUGGAUGAGUUGGAUGCGUGGAAGUAAAAACCAAUUCAUAUUCAAAAAGAACUUUUUUGUUCAUGCUUUUGGGAAUUAUAUGGUUUUCAUAAUAAUAAUAAUAAUGGUUUUAUUUCGGUUUU